AGCCCGGGGCACGGCUGGGGUCGCCACCAGCUAGCUAGCCGUUCGGAAGCUAGAAGCUCUAUGCAAUGAUGCCGCUAGUGUUAGCGCGCCAUCUCUAACGAGUAACGAGUGCUGGCAUUUCAUCACUCGACGUGACCGACUACUCCUCCACUCAGGCAAGCGAAAGGAUUGUAAUUUAACAACCCAGUUUUCAGUAAUGGCCGACUCAGAAACCAUCCCGGAAGAAUCUUCUGGACGGACGGAUGGCAAGGAGAAGGACACGAAGAACAACUCGGGAUCCAAUGUCAGUGAGGCACACAGUGAAGAGACGUCCCAACAUCAUCAACAGGAACACCACGAAGGGGUCCGGAAGGUGAUGGGGUUAGAACUCGCACCCCUGCGGAUCCCGCUCCACCGGCGUCUGGAGACCCUUGCUGUCUUCCAAUGGUGGUUAUGCUUCAUGUUCCAAGGGCUGCUGUCCAUACUCGUAUCCUUCUAUCUUCUUUUCUUCACGAGCUACUACUGGAUCCCCCUUUUGCUUAUAGCAUGGAUCUACUAUGACCGUCACACGCCUCUCCGUGGUGGGCGCCCUUCCAACUGGAUGCGGCGCUGGAGGGUCUGGGUCCACAUGCGGAACUACUUCCCCAUCAACCUGAUCAAGACCGCGGACCUGGACCCGAAGAACAACUAUCUGAUGGGCUUCCACCCCCACGGGGUCAUGAGCAUGGGUUCCUUCGUCAACUUCGGCACGGAGGCGUGUGGCUUCUCAGAGAAGUUUCCCGGGAUGAGGUCGACCCUGCUGACGCUGGGAGGAUGGUUCUAUUUCCCGCUAGCCAGGGACUACAUCUUGAGUUCUGGUAUGUGUGACUGCAGUCGUGAGAGUAUAGACUAUCUCCUGGGUGAGAAUGGGAAAGGCAAUGCAGUGGUGCUGGUUGUGGGCGGGGCUAUUGAAUCUUUGGAGGCCCACCCCCAUGCUAACAAGCUCUAUCUUAACAGGAGGAGAGGCUUCAUCAUAAAGGCGAUGGAACAUGGUGCCCAUUUAGUGCCAGUCUACUCGUUUGGCGAGACAGACAUCUACGAGCAGAUUGCUAACCCUGAGGGCUCAUUCCUCAGGAGGUUUCAGGGGAUGCUUACCAAGUUGUUUGGAUUCGCCCCUCCCCUCUACCAUGGGCGAGGAAUCUUCAACUACAGCGUAGGAUUCAUGCCGUAUAGAAAGAAUAUUAAUACAAUUGUUGGUGAGCCCAUCCCAGUGGAGAAGAACCCCAACCCGACAUCGGAUGAGAUCCAAGCGCUUCACAACAAAUACAAGGACGCCCUUAUCAGUCUCUUUGAGGACAACAAGGCCAAAUAUGGCGUGGAGGCAGAUAGAAGACUCUCCAUUAUCUAACAUCCAUGAUCAGUGCCUGCAUGCAGGGGG
This is a messenger RNA of Strongylocentrotus purpuratus (purple sea urchin), 1396 nucleotides long. RefSeq names its product 2-acylglycerol O-acyltransferase 2-A. Gene Ontology annotation, cellular component: endoplasmic reticulum membrane. The coding region runs from base 197 to 1366 and encodes 389 amino acids. Gene Ontology annotation, molecular function: diacylglycerol O-acyltransferase activity. Gene Ontology annotation, biological process: triglyceride biosynthetic process. The record is from RefSeq and is a predicted model, not a curated record. NCBI's taxonomy places the organism in Eukaryota, Metazoa, Echinodermata, Echinoidea, Camarodonta, Strongylocentrotidae. The transcript has 7 exons.